Messenger RNA from Cuscuta europaea, 1365 nucleotides. The record is from the annotation of a GenBank genome assembly. Lineage: Eukaryota; Viridiplantae; Streptophyta; Magnoliopsida; Solanales; Convolvulaceae.
GGGAAGUAUGUGGGCAACAGGAAAUAUGUAGGCUAAAGUACCUUUUUCUUUUGACACAUACAUGCUGUUUUUUUCAUUUCAAAAUUUCUUUUCAUUUGGAUUUCGACGGUGGAAAUUAAAGUUUGGAUUUUUCUUUGAUUAUCUUGUGCUUUUUUGGUGGUUCAAAGGAUGGGGUUGUAUUUUCAAAUAAUAAAAAGAGUAAUGAUUGUUUUACGUGGAGGUUUCUGUCAUGUGUAAUUAUUAGUUGCGUUUUUUUCUUAAUAAAGGAUUACUAAUAUCAAAAAGCUUCAAAGAAUGUAUUUUUAUUUCUUGGUGAGAAGAUGAAAGUCCAAAAAUUGGUUUUUUAUUUCUGGGUAAGAAGUUGAAAGUCCAAAGACUGGAUUUUUCUGGGUAAAGAAGUUAAUAUUUUGAAAAUUGCAUUUUAUGUAUGAUGGGAAAUAAGAAGAGUAUGAAAAAGACAAAGGAGAUAUCUUCAAUGAGUGGGGAGUAUAAGCAGCAGCAGGGUCCAAGAAAGAGAGGUAGGCCAAGGAAAAUUAUUCCCAAAGUUGAAGGAGAUGAAGUGGUUAAUCAUAAAGAUGCAGAAGAAGAGGUUGUAGAGGGUGAAACUAAAAGGGCAAAAAACAGUGGUGGAGAAUCACAAGAUAAAGAGGAAAUAGGAGAAGGGGUUGUUGCUUCAUCUUCAUUAUUAUUACCAUCAUCACAAAAACAGCGGCCUAGGAGAAGAGCCAGAAGAAAAGGCAAGCCAAGAAAGAGCUGCUAAAAAUCAAAGGAAACCCUAUUUGCUUUUUUGUUUUGUUUUUCAUGGGUGACUACUAGUAAUCAGUAAUCACACCUAAAAAAUUAAGAUUAAUGGAACAUCGGCUCAAAAGACCAAUCAAAAUUAUCAGAGCCAAUCAAAGAAUUGGAUAUCAUGCUGACUCAGGUUGCUAUCCAUAUGAUGAUAGGGAUCCUUUCUUCAUUGAAUCAUGUCCCCAUGUUUAUUUCUUGGGCAAUCAAGAUGAGUAUGAUACUCGCUUGAUCAAAGGCUCAGAAGGGCAGGUGGUAAGACUCAUAUGCAUCCCUAGAUUUGCUGAGAUAGGAGUUGUUGUGGUGCGAUUCGCCAAUUCAGAACCAUUCUCAUCAGAUGAGAUUGAUGAAGAACGAACUCCUUGGGCAUCAUAUUUCUUAGAAAUGACGCAAUCCAUCAACGACACAUGAAGAACGUGUUUAUUUAAGUUUUUGAGUGAUGAUGAGACUUGUAACUUUAUACAAUGUCUUAUUACUUUAGAUUUGUGCAAGGAUUGUUAUGUAUUAAGUUGUUACUUGAACUUGUUUAACAUUUGUGGAAGAAUUGAAAAAUAGCUUGUGUUAUUGUUUUAGAUGGAU